This is a messenger RNA of Peniophora sp. CBMAI 1063, 1014 nucleotides long. The record is from the annotation of a GenBank genome assembly. NCBI's taxonomy places the organism in Eukaryota, Fungi, Basidiomycota, Agaricomycetes, Russulales, Peniophoraceae.
AUGCCUUCAGUCCCUCCACCCUCUCGUGUUCUCGUCACAGGCGCAAACGGUUACCUAGGCGCAUGGCUCGUGCGCAUACUGAUUGAACACGGGUACUACGUGCGCGGGACUGUUCGUAGUCCCGCUAAAGGAGACGUCGUCAAGGCAUCGCUUGGAGAGCUAAGCGAUAGGUUUGAGUACGCCGUGAUCGGCGAUGUCCUUGAGGACGGUGCCUACGAUGACGCAGUCAAAGAUAUGGACCUUGUCAUGCACACGCUGUCACCCGUAUUCCAAACUACUCAACCCGACGAAAUCAUACGCCCUGCAGUCAUCGGAACCAUCAACGUCCUCAAGUCUGCCCAAAAGUCACAGAACACCAUCAAGCGCAUCGUUAUCACCGGCUCCAUCGGCGCGGUACUCGACUGGCCGGCCACUGAGCCGGGCGUCUAUGAUGAGACGUCGAUCAAUGAAGCAUCUAUCCGGAGUGUGAACGAGGGAUCCACGGACCCGAUGGCGAUAUACUGUGCGGCAAAGACCGAGUCCGAGAAGAGAGCGCGUGCUUUCAUGGAAGAGCAAAACAUCACCCAGUUUGAUCUCGUCUACCUGCAUGGCUCGUGGUUCUACGGCCCGUAUGCGCAUCCGGUCUCUUCAGCGACCGACUUCGGCGAGUCGAUGCACUGCUUGCACGCCAUUCUGACCGAAGGGCGCAUCGAGAACGAGCUCCUAGGAACAGGAACAGGCUGGAUCGACGUACGUGAUAUAGCGCUCGCGCAUGUUCUCGCGGCCCAAUGCGACGAGGCGGGUGGAGAACGCAUCAUCAUAUCUGCGGGUGAUUGCAUUGUAGACGAUCUUAAUAGGAUGGCGCAUAGCCUUGAUCCCUCUCUUCCGGAAUCGACAAAGGGUGUGCUAUUGGAGAACCGGUACAUGUUCGAUACGGAGAAGAUGCGCCGGGUGUUGGGCUUACAGCCGCGUUCGUUGGAGGAGACUAUUCGCGAUUCGCUUGCGUUCUUCAAGUCUGUCUCUGCAGGGGUAUAG